CCGGGGCCUGCGGCUGGUGCGCUCCGGCUAGGCGAGCGGCGGGAGGCCGAGGUGGGCUUGCUGGGCGCUUCGGCGGCGCCGACGGAAGGAGCCAUGUCGGACCAGGAAGCCAAACCUUCAGCAGAGGACCUGGGAGAUAAGAAAGAAGGAGAAUACAUUAAACUCAAAGUCAUUGGACAGGACAGCAGUGAAAUCCACUUCAAGGUGAAAAUGACAACGCAUCUAAAAAAACUUAAAGAAUCAUACUGUCAGAGACAGGGAGUUCCAAUGAAUUCACUCAGGUUCCUCUUUGAGGGUCAGAGAAUUACUGAUAAUCAUACUCCAAAGGAGCUCGGGAUGGAAGAAGAGGACGUGAUCGAGGUUUAUCAGGAACAGACGGGGGGCCAUUCAACAAUUUAGGCUGUUUGCUUCCUCUCUCGCCCUCCCCCCUUUUUUCCCCCUUUGAUCCUUUUUUAUUUUUAAAUAAUAGUUCUUUUUGUAAUGUGGUAUAUAACACUGAAUUGAAAGCGACACCCCUCCCCCCCCCACUCCCCUAACUGGGGCUUUCUUUCCAAGUGUCUGUUCUGAAUCCUUGUACUCAUUUACACACCUGUCAUUUGUUUUCGUAGUGCCGAACUCUUGUGACCCUGUCACGGUUGUACUUCCCCCGUUCCUCCCCGUUUCCUCUUUAGAAAUGCACCCAGCCCACACAGGCAUUUGUGUGUUUUUCAAGCACGUGGACAGAGCUGCUAGAUGGGCAGAAAGGUUCCCCAUAACUUCCAUAUUUGCCCCGAAGAUUCGAUACGACUGUUUACUUGGGGAUUUCAAGUCCACAAGUAAGGUUUUAAAGGAGAUGGAAGUUCUUCUGAAGUCUACACAGUAGGAAGAUCGUGUCCUCAGAUUCAGAACUGUUUUCUGUAGCUUUUGCCGAUAGCCUAGAACAGAGAAGUAUCCAAAUGUUGACGGGAAAGUGUAGGCCACCCCUGUCCCCCCAGUAAUAGAAAUUCAAGAUGCUUUUGUUAAAAACUAUGUGGAAAGAGUCUGCUGAUUUUUCAUCGAUGGAAGAGCCUACACGGGGUUGAAAUUUAUAGUAGUUAAUAUGUGACUUUUAUGCAAUCAGAAUUGGUAACUGUUUGUAUGUUAUAAUUUUUUGGCCUGGGAUGUGGGUUUUUAAUGGAUGCCAACUGUACCUGUUUCUCAUAAAUAAAACAAACCAAUAUGUAAA
This is a messenger RNA of Heteronotia binoei (common prickly gecko), 1204 nucleotides long. It is a transcript of the gene SUMO1, whose product is annotated as small ubiquitin like modifier 1. The record is from RefSeq and is a predicted model, not a curated record. The transcript has 5 exons. Bases 94 to 399 code for a protein of 101 amino acids. Gene Ontology annotation, cellular component: PML body; nucleus. Gene Ontology annotation, biological process: protein sumoylation. Gene Ontology annotation, molecular function: protein tag activity; ubiquitin-like protein ligase binding. NCBI's taxonomy places the organism in Eukaryota, Metazoa, Chordata, Lepidosauria, Squamata, Gekkonidae.